This is a messenger RNA of Insectozyma verbasci, 513 nucleotides long. The record is from the annotation of a GenBank genome assembly. Lineage: Eukaryota; Fungi; Ascomycota; Pichiomycetes; Serinales; Debaryomycetaceae.
AUGAGAGCUAGUUCAGUAUUAAACUUCCAAGCAACAACUAGUAAUGCUUUAAGAAGACCUUGGAAGACAUAUAAAGAUGGGACAUUAUUUUAUGGACAAAUUAAAUCCGGUUCAAAAAGACAUCCAAUAACUACAAAACAAGGUAAUAAACAUUUUUAUAAAGGUACUAGAUCUACAGGUAUUGGUAAUUUAGAUUCAAGAGGUAGAUAUCAUAUAAAUUGGGAAAAAGUAAGAACUUAUGUAGUUCCAAAAGAUUUAAAUACAUCAUCGUUAAAAGCUUUAGUAUCACCAAAAUCACCAGAAUUUAUUCAACAAGUUAUUGGAUAUCAUGAUCAAUGGAAAAGUCCAGAAUUAGCCUUACAUAAUGCUAUAAAUUUCGUUGAAUAUGGUGCUAAUUAUAGUGUAACUGAUCUUGAACAAGAUGGAUAUAUUGAAAGAAUUGUACAUCCGAAUAUAAUAGCAAAAGAAAAUAAAGAAAAUAUGGAAAUAGAAGAAGAAAUAGAGAAGAAUUAG